AUGUUUAAUAUAAUUCUUAAAACUAUUGCCUUGAUUCUUCCGCUAUUAAUUUCCGUAGCGUACUUCACUCUAGCCGAAAGAAAAAUCUUAUCUUCAAUACAAAGACGUAAAGGUCCUAAUGUUGUAGGUACUUUUGGUUUAUUACAACCACUUGCUGAUGGGUUAAAACUUUUUGUAAAAGAAACUGUUUUACCUAGUAAUUGUGAUGUGGUACUUUUUAUUUUUGCCCCUAUAUUAACUUUUUUUUUAAGUUUAUUAAGUUGGGUGGUAAUACCUUUUGGUAAAGGUAUGUCUUAUGCUGAAUUAAAUAUAGGAAUUUUAUAUUUAUUAGCUAUAUCAUCAUUAGGUGUUUAUGGUAUAAUUAUUGCUGGUUGGUCUAGUAACUCAAAAUAUGCUUUUUUAGGUGCUUUAAGAUCAUCAGCUCAAAUGGUUUCUUAUGAAUUAACUAUAGGUUUUUCAAUAUUAUCUGUUAUAGUAUGUACUCAAUCUUUAAAUUUAAUUGAUAUAGUUUUAUGUCAAGAAAAAAUAUGGUAUUGUGUACCUUUAUUUCCGAUUUUUAUUAUUUUUUUUAUUUCAUCAUUAGCUGAAACAAAUAGACACCCUUUUGAUUUACCAGAAGCUGAAGCCGAAUUGGUUUCAGGUUAUAAUGUUGAAUAUUCGGCUAUGGGUUUUGCUUUAUUCUUUUUAGGUGAAUAUGCAAAUAUGCUUUUAAUGAGUAGUUUAAAUACUAUUUUAUUUUUAGGUGGUUGGUUAGCUCCAUUAUAUUUAAAUUUUAUCCCAGGUCCAUUCUGGUUUGGUUUAAAAGUAUCUUUUUUUGUUAUUUUAUUCGUUUUAGCUCGUGCUAUAUUACCAAGAUAUCGUUAUGAUCAAUUAAUGCGUUUAGGUUGGAAAGUUUUUUUACCUUUUACUUUAGGUUGGUUUAUUUUAACUUGUAGUAUAUUAUUAAGUUUUAAUUGGUUAAUUUAA
Molecule: messenger RNA, 966 nt
Organism: Saprolegnia parasitica CBS 223.65
Lineage: Eukaryota; Oomycota; Saprolegniomycetes; Saprolegniales; Saprolegniaceae
Source: the annotation of a RefSeq genome assembly